AUCUUAAAAAAACUCAAACCCGCAAACAACCGUGGAUUAAUAGGUUCGUAAUCCAAGCCUGAAGAGACAGGGACGAAGCUUAUAAAAAGUUUAAAAUAACCAAAUUAAAUUCAGACUGGAAUCUGUAUAAGAAAAAAAGGAACAUUUACGCCUUACAACAGGAAAAGUUCCAAAAGCAAUAAAAACUAGUGUUAUAGUGCCUAUUCCAAAAGUGUCACACCAAGUAAACCAGCACAAUACCGACCCAUUAACUUGUUAUCAGUGAUAGACAAAAUCUUGGAAACCGUGGUUUGUGCGCAGUUACGGGAGUUUCUGGAGGCAAGAAAGCUGUUGUUUGAGGGACAGUCGGGAUUUCGGGAAAAACACUCGUGCGAGUCGGCGCUGCAGUAUGUCUGUUCGAAAUGGCGUUCAUACAUUCAUGACGGGAAUAUUGUGUUAAGUGUAUUCAUCGACCUUCAACGUGCAUUUGAGACUAUUGAUAGAAAAAGACUGAUCCAGAAAUUGCAGACCUAUGGGAUUACAGACAGUGCACUAAAAUGGUUUAAGAACUACGUGAAAGACCGUUUUCAUAUGACGAAGAUUAAUAACGUGGCGUCAAAUUCAAUUGAUAGUGAAAUUGGGGUACCUCAGGGUAGUGUGUUGGGCCCGCUUUUGUUCCUACUUUAUAUAAAUAAAUACAUUUCUGAGCUUAUUUGCAGACAAUACAUGUUUUUUGGGACAAAGCAGAACUGUAAUACAUUUUUAGAAAAUAAAUUUUGUAUUGAGAUAGAUAAUAUUCAAAUUGAAAGUGCAUCUAGUAUUUGUAUUUGUAUUUGGGCGUAGUUUUAGAUCCUCAGCUAAAUUUUUCAUUGCAUGUUGAUUAUGUUAGUAAAAAAAUUGGGAAAAAAUAGGAUUUUAGGCGAAUAUCUGAAAGUCUUAGUCACUGGAGUCGUCUUCUUGUAUAUAAUUCCAUCAUAUAUCCACAUUUUAUUGUUUUUCAUUGUUGCUAUCAUGCAUAAAAUUUGACAUGCAAAGGCUCCAGUUACUACAAAACAAGGCUAUGCGCACUAUAUUAUUUUGUACACGUUAUACGCCUAUUAAUUUAAUGUUAAAAACCGUCGGAUGGCUUUCAAUACAGCAAAAGGUUGAAAUGUCAAAUGUCUUAUUUAUUUUUAAAACAAAAAAUCAUUUAUUGACUGAAUACUUGCAGGAAUAUCUAAUACCGAGGUCCGAGAGGCAUGCAUAUAAUAUCAGGUCACAUAACACUUUUGACAUAGAAUUCGCUAGAACAUCCCAUAUGCAAAAAUGUCUUUUUAGUGAUGGUUUGAGCCUUUUUAAUGCAUUAUCUACAGAAAUUAGAGAAGCGACGUCUGUAAAUAUAUUUAUUCGUAAAGUUAAGCAAUUGUAUCUAGAUAAAAUGGCAUAAUAUAUGUACUUUCUGUGUUAAGAUAACUGUAUGUCAUCUCGCAUUUGCUAUUGUUGCAUUUACUGUGGUUGCAUUUACUAUGAUUUUAAGGGAAUCUAGAAUUACUGAUUUUUUGUUUAUUACUUGAGUAAGACACUAUUAUAAACUAUAGGAAGUAGCUAGGGGCUAAGAAUAAUAAGCAUCUCAUUUCAUUUCAUAUUGAUCCACCCAUAAUUUUACAUCCUGCAUGAUGAAAAAAAUUAUAAAUUUGAGGAUACUAGAUAUAAUUACCUGAGGUUUUUUCUAUGUAAUGUACACAGUUUUUGUAUAUUGUUUUUUUUAUAUUACCCACAACUAGAUCUCGGCGACAACGCACAACCUCGAUCAAUCAAACUACACAGAAUAAGGGUGUUACAGAGUCAAUCUUGAGAACACCACAAAGAACAAUUUAUACAGCUGGCAGGCCACCUUGGUACAACUGUGAAGGACAAAAGGUUGAGCCAUUUGUCAUUGGGAUAUGCGGUGGAAGCGCAUCUGGAAAAACAACAGUAGCACAGAAGAUAAUAGAGUCGCUUGGAGUGCCAUGGGUAACUUUGUUGAGUAUGGACUCUUUCUACAAGGUUCUAAACGAGAAGCAACAUGAAAUGGCCGGCAUAAAUGAGUACAAUUUUGACCAUCCCGACGCCUUUGACUUUGACCUCCUCACAUCCACACUUCAGAGACUUAAAGAAGGGAGGAAGGUGGAGGUGCCUGUUUAUAAUUUCGUCACGCAUUCAAGGGAAGCAAGAACGAAAACAAUGUAUGGCGCCAACGUGAUAAUCUUUGAGGGCAUAUUAACCUUCCACCACCCCAAAGUAGUUGAGAUGCUUGACAUGAAAAUCUUCGUGGACACAGAUGCUGACGUCAGACUAGCGAGGCGUCUCAAAAGGGACAUCAGCCAAAGAGGCAGGGACCUUGAUGGAGUAUUAAAGCAAUAUACGGGAAUGGUACAACCUUCUUUCAACCACUACAUCGCACCUCUGAUGAGCCAUGCUGAUAUUAUCGUCCCUAGGGGUGGGGAGAAUGAGGUGGCUAUACAGCUGAUUGUGCAGCAUGUACAAACUCAGUUGCAACUGAGAGGGCUGAAACUGAGAGAAGAGCUAGUGGCAGCAUACGCUUCAAAUAAACAACCACGUCCAGACACCAUCAAGCUUCUUCCUACCACUCCACAGAUCCGUGGAUUGCACACCUUUAUAAGAAAUAAGGACACUCCAAGAGACGAAUUUAUAUUUUAUAGUAAACGGCUCAUAAGACUCGUCAUUGAAUAUACACUUUCUUUGAUGACGUUUGUCGAUAAGUCUGUUGAAACUCCUCAGGGCGUUGUAUAUCAUGGUAAACGAAUGGCUACAAAUAAUAUCUGUGGUGUGUCAAUUCUGAGAGCAGGAGAAACGAUGGAGCAAGCAGUAUGUGAUGUCUGUAAGGAUAUUAGGAUAGGAAAAAUUUUAAUACAAACCAAUCUACAAACUGGAGAGCCAGAAUUAUAUUACCUGCGUCUGCCCAAGGACAUCAAAGACUACAAAGUCAUCCUGAUGGACGCUACCGUUGCCACCGGCGCAGCCGCUAUAAUGGCCAUCCGUGUCCUUCUCGACCACGACGUGCUGGAGAGCAACAUCCUCCUCGUAUCCCUGCUGAUGGCCGAAUCGGGGGUCCAGUCCAUCGCGUACGCCUUUCCAAAGGUCACCAUUGUCACGACGGCCAUCGAUCCUGAAAUCAACGGACGGUUUCACGUGAUGCCGGGCAUCGGCAACUUCGGUGACAGGUACUUCGGCACGGAGCCGAACUGUUAGAAGUCCGGAUAAGGGUUGGAACCCCCCCUAGAGGUCUAGAUUCGAGUUUGGUUGAUGGUCUUGCAAGGUUGCCAGGUCAACUGUAGAUUCAUUAACAUUAGACAAUUUAUCAAAUCGGGUAUUUUGUAGGUACUUGAGGAAGCAAUUUAGUUGAGGACGUUGGAUAUUUUUGCGUCCCACGCAUAAUCGAGAGAAGUAUCGUAGACAUUUUUUUGUUACAUUAUGAAAGUCGUGUAACUCGAUAGGGAAUAUGCAUGAUUUUUUCCUUAUUCGUUGGACUGUCGCUUGCCAUUUUAUUUUCCACGCCAAUUGGCGAGGAAGUAUUGUAAUCACGAACGAUCUCGAAAAAAUUUUUUGGAUGUUAGGUGACAUGUACAUCACAUAAAACAAUGUCACACAUUCUCGUCUGUUUGUCUGUCCGCUAAUCCUUGGCCCCUCUAGAACUACCAUGCCAAGGACGAAAAAUCUUUGUAUUUUUUUUUUAAAAUUGAUCCGGUGGCGAUGGAGGUACCGGCAAAAACGUAAAAAACCAAUUUCGACGUUUCAGGUAUUCCUGCCGUCUUUUCAGUUUUUUGGCCUUUAAUAUAUUUAUGCGAUUCUAACCCCGGCAAUUCCAUGCACCAUUAGUCAUAUACAAUUUACGACUAAAUGAACCCUUGAAAACGCGCAACGAAAAUAUGAGCGAACACAAAACAGUACUACAACGUUCUCGAACUUUGUAUUUGCAUAUUCUGCUUCUUGGUAAUGUUUGGACUAAAAGGAUUAUUUUGAUCAUUUUAGGGAGCAAUUAAAAAAUAAAUCGAGAGUCUCGAAAUAUUAUAUAUACAUAAGCCAAAUAUGUAGAUUACUUGUUUUCUCGAAGUUUUAUAUUUCAUAUCUAAUCAUCAUAAAAUCACAUGAAAAAAACUGGCACAGAUAUAUUUUGUUCGAUAACAUGCCAAAACGUAUAUAUUUUGACUUUUACAUACUACGCUCGAUUUCUAAAAAAAAUAUCAGGAUUGACAUCAAUCACAAGUUAGAAAACAGUAUCGACUGUCAGUAUGAGAAACGUGAAUGAGUGAGAAUUGAGAUAAACUUGACUUCUUACUUUAGUUUGUUCGUAGCAAGGGGGUGUAAGAAUGGGUGUGGUGUCAACUGCAGUAUUAUCAAUAUUCGCAAUAUUGCGAUUCAGCUAGGCUAGCAAUAAAAACGUUUAUCAUGGGGCUCACUUUGGCAUUUAGGUAUACACGUUUCAUUUACUUCAUAGGUUUUUAUUAGUGGGAUUUUUCUAGGGUUAUUUGAAUACACAAUACAUAACAUUUUUUGACCUGACAACCUUGUAGUGGGUUCAGUUAUGCAUUACAUUGUGUCAUUUCUAAUAAUUCAUGGAAACGAGAAGAUCUGACUUUUACUUUUGUGGAUAAUAGAUCUACCAGAUAAAUUGUGUAUUGCACAACUGCCGGUGGGUUUGGUAUUUGUUAUUUAUAACAGUGUCUUGAUGUUUUUUGGUGAUAUUUUGUGUUAUAUAGACACCAAUAUCAGUGAUAUAUAAGGCAAAUUAUGCCUUACAAACGAUACUUAAGUCAAUGUUAGUAUUAUCUGUUAUUUAUUUUGAAUAAGAGCAUUGAUGCAUUUCUUUGAGUAGGAAUUUAGUUUUCUUCUUUAUCAGAGAUAUAAGCCUGAUAUUCCUUGACCAAUGCACACUACUUUAAGGAUCUAGUUGACUAUCGUGAAAUACAGAUUCUGAAAUAUAGAGAUACGUUUUUGUAGAAAAUUCAAUCAUAGAAUUAUAUUUUUUACCAAUGAUUAUGCACAAUUACAAAUAUUUGUUGCUGGAAUCGUACCCAAUGCAAUUAUUGAAUUAUUGAGAAUGUUUUCAAUAUAUUCUGAGCUGGAUGUUUGAAUCUUUAUACAGAUACUGAUUUUUCAUAAACAUGUUGUCUAUUACGCAUGAUACUUUUUCAAUGUGUUUACUGUAAAUGGCUAUGUGAGGAAUAAAGUAUUGAAAAGCA
Messenger RNA from Acanthoscelides obtectus, 5201 nucleotides. Lineage: Eukaryota; Metazoa; Arthropoda; Insecta; Coleoptera; Chrysomelidae. The record is from the annotation of a GenBank genome assembly.